This is a messenger RNA of Pteropus alecto (black flying fox), 2602 nucleotides long. RefSeq names its product hook microtubule tethering protein 2 (gene HOOK2). Gene Ontology annotation, molecular function: dynein light intermediate chain binding; microtubule binding. The transcript is spliced from 22 exons. The coding region runs from base 148 to 2301 and encodes 717 amino acids. Gene Ontology annotation, biological process: cytoskeleton-dependent intracellular transport; cytoplasmic microtubule organization. The record is from RefSeq and is a predicted model, not a curated record. Lineage: Eukaryota; Metazoa; Chordata; Mammalia; Chiroptera; Pteropodidae. Gene Ontology annotation, cellular component: cytoplasm; centrosome.
CGGGGCGGGGCCUGCGCCUAGGGGGCGGAGCGGGGCGGCGCUCUAGGCUGAGCGGGAGGUCGCGGCUGCAGACGCUCACUGGUGGCAGAUCUGGAGGCGGCUGCGGUAGCAGAGCUCCGCGGCCGUGGUCGAAUCUGUUCGGGAGCCAUGAGCGUGGACAAGGCCGAGUUAUGCGGGUCUCUGCUCACCUGGUUGCAGACGUUCCAUGUCCCAUCCCCCUGUACCCGCCCCCAGGAGCUGAGCAGUGGCCUGGCCAUAGCCAAUGUGCUGAACCAGAUAGACCCUUCCUGGUUCAAUGAGGCAUGGCUCCAGCGCAUCUCAGAGGACCCAGGUCCCAACUGGAGGCUGAAGGUCAGCAACCUAAAGAUAAUCUUACAGAGCCUGGUGGAGUACUCCCAGGAUGUCCUGGGACAUCCCAUUUCAGAGCAGCACCUUCCGGACGUGAGCCUCGUUGGCGAGUUCUCAGACCCCGGAGAGCUUGGCAAGCUGCUGCAGCUAGUGCUGGGCUGCGCCAUCAGUUGCGAGAAAAAGCAGGAGCAUAUCCAGAGAAUCAUGACACUGGAGGAAGCAGUUCAGCAUGUGGUGAUGGAAGCCAUCCAGGAGCUCAUGACCAAAGAUACCCCUGAUGCCUUGUUGCCAGAGUCAUAUGGGAACUUUGACAGCCAGUCCCGUAGGUACUACUUCCUGAGUGAGGAGGCUGACGAGGGGGAUGAGCUGCGACAGCGCUGUCUGGAUAUGGAGCGGCAGCUGGUGCUCCUGUCAGAGGAGAAGCAGAACCUGGCACAAGAGAAUGCAGUGCUGCGGCAGCAGGUGGGCAGGCCAGAGGGCGAGGGAGCCACAGGUCUCACUGCCAAGAAGCUGCUGCUGCUACAGUCCCAGCUGGAGCAGCUGCAGGAGGAAAAUUUCAGGCUAGAGAGUGGCAGGGAGGACGAUCGUCUGCGCUGUGUCGAGCUGGAGCGGGAGGUCACUGAGCUGCAACAGCGGAACCAGGCGCUGACCAGCCUGGCCCAGGAAGCGCAGGCGCUGAAGGAUGAGAUGGAUGAGCUGCGGCAGUCCUCGGAGCGUGCUGGGCAGCUAGAGGCUACACUGAGCAGCUGUAGGCGCCGCCUGGGAGAGCUCAGGGAGCUGCGGCGGCAGGUGCGGCAGCUGGAGGAGUGCAAUGCUGGCCAUGCGGAGCGCACGCGGCAGCUGGAGGAUGAGCUGCGCAAGGCUGGUUCCCUGCGUGCCCAGCUGGAGGCGCAGCGACAGCAGGUUCAGGAACUGCAGGGCCAGCGGCAGGAAGAGGCUAUGAAGGCAGAGAAGUGGCUAUUUGAAUGUCGAAAUCUGGAGGAGAAGUAUGAGUCGGUGACAAAGGAGAAGGAGCGGCUGUUGGCAGAGCGGGACUCCCUGCGGGAGGCCAAUGAGGAGCUUCGUUGUGCCCAGCUGCAGCCUCGGGGCCUGACCCAGGCUGACCCCUCACUGGAUCCCACCUCACCAGCUGUGGAAAACUUAGCAGCAGAGAUCCUACCUGCAGAGCUCAGGGAGACGCUCCUGCGGCUUCAGCUGGAGAACAAGCGUCUGUGCCAGCAAGAGGCCGCCGACCGGGAGCGGCAGGAGGAGCUGCAGCGCCACCUGGAGGAGGCCAACCGCGCGCGCCACGGACUGGAGACACAGCACCGACUGAACCAGCAGCAGCUGUCGGAGCUGCGGGCCCAGGUGGAGGACCUACAGAAGGCCCUGCAGGAGCAGGGGAGCAAGACCGAGGAUUCCACGCUGCUGAAGAGGAAGCUAGAGGAACAUUUGCAGAAGCUGCAUGAGGCAGAUCUGGAGCUGCAGCGGAAGCGGGAGUACAUCGAGGAGCUGGAGCCACCUGCUGAUGGCAGCACAGCCCGGCGUAUUGAGGAGCUACAGGACAGCCUGCAGAAGAAGGACGCGGACUUGCGGGCCAUGGAGGAGCGGUACCGCCGAUAUGUGGACAAAGCACGCACGGUCAUACAGACCCUGGAACCCAAGCAGCGGCCACCCAGAGGGGCGCCCCCAGAACUCCACACCUUGAGGACACAGCUCCGAGAGCGGGAAGUUCGCAUCCGGCACCUGGAGAUGGACUUUGAGAAAAAUCGAAGUCAGCGGGAGCAGGAAGAAAAGCUGCUCAUCAGUGCCUGGUAUAAUAUGGGCAUGGCCUUGCAGCAGCGAGCUGGGGACGAGCGGGCGCCCGCCCAUGCUCAGUCUUUCUUGGCACAGCAGCGGCUGGCCACCAACGCUCGCCGUGGACCCCUGGGACGCCUCACGUCCCUGAACAUGCGCUCCACUGACAAGCACUGAUGGACCUCAGGAUCCUGCCACCUGCCAAGUCAGUCAGGGCUUAAUCUACCCUGGAUUCUCCCAACUCAUCUAUGGCCCAGUGUCAUGCUUGGGUCAGCUGCUUGAAAGCCUCGAGAUCAUGACCUGUCUUUUGCUUUCCCAGGUGGGACAAAAGUGCAGGACAGAGUGGGAUGCAGGUAUGGGUCUGUUCUUUUUAGCAAUGUGAUUAUUUUCUUUGAUACUCCCCCUGUGGUUAAUGAGCUGCCAGGGUGGAGAGUGAUUUUAUAUUUGAGAAGAAAAAUAAUAAAGACUUUCAAUCUGC